AUGCGUACUUAUACGAUUGCGUACUUAAGCGGGAGGCUACUGUAUAAAUUCUUGAGUUUUGAUACAAAUAAAGACGCGUCGCACGAUGUGUGUCUUGAGCUGAAUGAAGACACGCGCGACGCAUUGCUGGUAGAGACUGCACGUGGUGCAAUUUUUCGCCACAUAGUAAGUUUGUCGAGUGCUGGAAAAUGA
Plasmopara halstedii is the source of this 192-nucleotide messenger RNA. RefSeq lists its product as uncharacterized. The record is from RefSeq and is a predicted model, not a curated record. Lineage: Eukaryota; Oomycota; Peronosporomycetes; Peronosporales; Peronosporaceae. The transcript is spliced from 3 exons. The coding region runs from base 1 to 192 and encodes 63 amino acids.